Molecule: messenger RNA, 4777 nt
Organism: Erpetoichthys calabaricus (reedfish)
Lineage: Eukaryota; Metazoa; Chordata; Cladistia; Polypteriformes; Polypteridae
Gene: crtc3
Product: CREB regulated transcription coactivator 3
Exons: 15
Coding region: 1188-3107 (639 amino acids)
Biological process (GO): protein homotetramerization; positive regulation of transcription by RNA polymerase II
Cellular component (GO): nucleus; cytoplasm
Molecular function (GO): cAMP response element binding protein binding
Source: RefSeq, a predicted model, not a curated record
UAACAAACCAGCAUUUUUGAAAAGUUGUGAUAAGUGUGAGGACUCUCCAUUGUUUUGUUUUGGAAGGGGUGUGUCCGUAGUUCAGACACAGUUCUUCAGGACUGACAAAACUGUGACUAGCAUCGGAAUUUAUUAUAUUUGUUAUGCGUAAAAAAGGUAGUAGUGACGUACGGGAGAAGACAAUUGUUUCAUUUUUUCUGUAGUUUCAGGUUUUUCUUCCAGGUAUUAAAAGGAGCGUAACUGUGCCGCGGCUCCUCCUUGUUUUUUUUUUUGGUUUUUUUUUUAGCAGUUUUUCAUUUCUCAGGGACUUUAAAGAUACAAAGAAAAUAAAUACAUGCAUAUGGAGGAAUAAUUUCCAGUAAGAAGCUGCUGUUAACUGAAGUUUUGCUGAAUGUAGAUCUGUGGUAUCUUCGUAAUAUAAAUAUAUCUACGGACUAAUAUCCUUUCUGAACUCGUCACUUAAUCUGUAUUUUUAUGUUUUACGUUUUGUACGAGUUUAUUAGCAGGAGCUGAAGCAUAAUUUGUAUAAUUUUUGUUUUUAAGUAAACAGGAAGAGCAAGAAGCAGCAAGAGACAGCAUGUACAGUAUACGGACAAACCUUUAUACCGAUCUGCCAACAAUAAUCUUGCUUUCAGAGGUUUAACUUGCAUUGGAUGUUUUGCGCUAUAUAAUUUAAAAAGUAUACAUUGGAUUUUAUCAUGUUUUCCAGUUGCACUUAUCCAAUAUGGCAGCCCCCAGUUUUGUGAAGUUUCGAUUAUGUGGAAAACAAAGAUGAUUAUUCUUUCCAGUUUCUUAUUUUAGCUUCCGUUAAAGUUUAAAGAUCUUUUCAUUUGGGAGACCAAUGAAUGCCAAGCAGUUAUGCUAAGAACUAAAAAGGAACUGAUCUUCCUGCCUUCGCAUGCAUUAAUAGUAUCGACGCAAUGUGUGGCUUUUUGAUUUGUUUCAAAUUUUUUUAUUUUUUGAAAUACCAGCUAGAAUAACUUUUUAUGUCUGUGCAUAUAUUGAUCAUGUGACGAUGGCAAAACGUAAAAAUACAUUGAUGUAUUAUCACGUUUACUGUCACAAGUUUCUGCAGUUCGAUACCAACAAUUGGUGCGAAGUUUUUCAGUUUUGUUUUUAAGCUGCACGGACAGGAUAAGAGGCGGUGGAACCAGUUUUCAAGUUUGCGGAGACGCGUGGCCUGUGUUAUGUCUGGAUCUCCGGGCUCAGGUGGAUCCAAUCCACGGAAAUUUAGCGAAAAGAUCGCGUUGCACAACCAAAAACAGGCCGAGGAGACGAGGGCCUUUGAACAGCUUAUGACUGACAUCACUCUCUCCAGGGUACAGUUUCAGAGAAUUCAGCAAAUGAGAUUAAGCCAGACCUGUACUCAGUAUGGUGGAUCAUUGCCUAAUGUCAACCAGAUUGGUAAUUCAACUGCAGAAUUUAAGGGAUCAUUUUCUCCAGUUCUUGACAACUCACGUAACACUAGACAUCAUGGACUAGUUGAGCGAGUUCCACGUGACCGAAGUAGACUCGGUUCCCCACAUCGGCAUCUUCCUGAUAAACAUGGACGCCUGAUGGAGAGCUCUCCAUAUGGACCUGUUUAUUUGUCUCCACUACCUGACAUUAGCUGGCAGAGGGAGCAACGCACAUGGAAUGAAGAGAAACGACCUGGAUUUCGAUUAAUAUCCCAGCUGAACAGGACAAAUUCAGACUCUGCUUUGCAUACGACUGCCUUGAAUCCAAACCCACAGGAUCCCCUCUGUGAAACGACACCUCAGAUGGGACUAGUGUUUCCACAGCGUAAUGCAAGCGUUAGUGAGGCUGAGGCAAAUGAAGUAGGAGAUGUGUUUUCAUUUCAACCUUUGGACGGUGGGGAAAGCCAUUUGGGGGUCAACAAGCCGCUUUCUAAACAGUUACAGGAAACUAAAAACGUCCAGUCUCUUACUUCCCGCCCAAAAUCCUGUGAUGUGCCUAAAAAUAAUGUAUUUUCAUCCAUGGACCAGAAUAUUGGACUCUCCCAUUUCCAGGGGACCUUAAAUAGUGGUGGAUCACUUCCAGAUCUGACAAGCUUGCAUUUUCCCCCACCUCUACCCAUCCCAUUGGACCCUGAAGAUGUUAGAUAUCCCAGACUGAGUGGUGGGGACAGCACUGGCAAUCUGCAUUCUGCUAUGAGGCAGCUUGGCUUUGGAAACUCUGAAGGCAUCUCUCCAUCCUUGAACAAUCCUUCACUCCAAGCCCCAAUUAAGAGUUCCCACCUUCAGUUUCCUCUCAGCAAUCCCUCAGUUAACAUGCCUCUGCGAUUUUCUUCACUUCCGAGUACACAACCGGGAGGCCUAAGUGGAUCAUCACGUCGGCGCCAUCGUACACCAGUCAGCCCUCUUACUGUGUCACCUGGUGUGGAACACUGUGUGAGCCCUACCAUGCAAUUCCCUUCUGCUAUCUCACCAUCUGUAUCCUCUAUAGCCCAGGAUGUUUCCUUGGGCACCAGCAAUUUACCAAUACAACCGCCACCUCCCUACCCCUUCUAUCAGCAGACUUUGCAGCAGUCAUGUUCCCAGAAUUUCCCAGCAGAGGCAUCCCAACAGCGGCAACAUAAUCAGCAUCAUCAGCCAGUCUCACCUAUACGUCUUGACCCUGCUUCCAUGAAUAUGGAUUUUGUUGGAGAAUUCCUGGUUGAUCCAUUCAUGGAUACUGAUACCUCAGGGGAGCAUCCAAAAUCUCUGACAUAUAAGCUUAGGCAGUUUAACACAUCGGAGAAUGCAUUUGGGUCUUUACCUGGAGGCUGCUGUUUCAACCAAAGUUCAGAUGUCAGCUGCUCACCAUCUUCUGGGAUAAGGCUUGGUUGGAGUCAGAGAAACUUACAAGACUCCCUGCAGAUACAGCAGUGCUUUGAAAGCAACAUCCCCAACAUUAUACUGACUGAUGAAUCUAAUCCAAGAUUAUCGAAAGAUAUCAGUGCAUUGGCAGGGGUUCCAGAAUGCUUCGACUCAGAGAGUGUUUUCCCUUUGGAGGAUGAACUCCAUAUUGAGCCCCUUACUCUUGAUGGACUAAAUAUGUUAAGUGAUCCUGACUUGAUUUUGCCUGAUCCCUCAGUGGAGGAUGGAUUUCGCAAUGACAAGCUAUAGUAAAGGAGAGAAUCUGAUGAAACAAGAACAAAAUGGAACAUUUAAGGUGUGGGUGGGGGACUUAUUAUUUCUUCAUAGUUUCAUUUGUCCCAUAAUAUUGCAAAAACUGAAAAGAAAGUUAUCCUUUAUCUUCAGUAUUUUGGACUUGUUAGCUCCAUCAUAUCUUGUGAAGUAUGAAUAAUUUCCAAAGCAUGUUGUAAAGUAUUUGCUUGACAUCUUGUAAAAUAUCAGCAAAGAAUGCAACCUUUUAUACUAGGUUACAAGAACAGAUAUUACUUUGUUUUCUGAGAUUAGCUACCACAAAUCUUAUGGUACUGUUACAGGAUUUCGAAAUAUUUUUGAAACCUUUUCUUUGUCCACAAGAUUAACUUUUAACAAAAUAUCCAAUAGGGUCAGUUAAUUUAAAGCAGAAAUAUGUGUAUUAGUUAUAGUGUGUCUAGGAUUUAUAAAGAAGUUGUCAUCUCCCUUACUUUUUAUACAAAAAAAUUAGAUUUAUUCUGAAGGUAGUAAAAUAUGGGAAACUAAAGGUCUUUGUAACAAAUUAUUUGUAUGAAAAGCUUGAGCCUAAUGAACUGUACAGAAUUGCAAGAAAUAAGUAUGCUAAAGUAGAAUAGUAAAGUGUGAGGGGUGACUUAAAAAUUCAUGGAAUUUAUAUAAAAAAAAAACUUUAAUAUGCAACUUAAACCAAUUCCCUUUUAGUCACUUUUAAAAUAUUCCUCUUUAGAUUUAACACCUCGAAUACUACUAUUCGCUUCUUCCAUUCCUGGAAAUAUUUCCUGUCUUUCUAUUUUGUUACCAUGUCUAGAGCCUUCUGCGAUUUUUUUUUCUCUUUUUUUUAACUCUCAGGAUCUCUAACAUGGCAGCCAAUAGUCUUCCCUUCAGUCUCACUUGUAAUGUCAGAAGCAAAGAAACAUCGCAGGAAGUGAGAUCUGGCAAAUAUGGGAGGCGUGAAGCAACAACCAGAUUGGUUUUGGUUAAAAACUCUUUGACUGAUAACAUGGUGUGUUCAGGUGCACUGUCGUGGUACAAUGAUGUAUGCAGUUUUAUAUGAGCCACCACACAGCAUGUUUAUUUCCUAGUAAUAAUAAUAAUAGGUUUUAUUUUUAUAGUGCCUGAUGCAUUCCCACAGAUGCCUCAGCAGUUCAGCUUAAUGUUACCUAUUAACUGUCCAGGAGAAACUUUUUAUUAACUAGUCUGUUAAUGUCAACAAAAUGCAUUCGUCAUUCUCUUCAUGUUCAAUAUGUCCUGACAUGCUUUUUUUGGUUUGUAAUAAAAAAAAUAUGCCAAAGUCAUGUGCACAUUUGUAGAAUAAAUACAAAUCUCGACCAGUAUGGCACAAUACCACAUAGCAGACUGAUUAUCAAAACUGUAGGAAUGUUGUACCUAGUGGCACAGUCAAUAACUAUACCCAACUCCCAUGCUAUUGACAGAUUCUGGGAAUUUUUGGGAGUCCCUCCCUCCUCGUAUGGUUGAAAAAGAUGCACAUCUGACCAGAUUCUAUACAGAACAAUAUGCUAGAAAGAGCAGAUGUGAAUGUGGUACUUCCCAUGAGAAAGUUUAAGGGAUACAAUAUAUUUUUAGCUUUUAAUCCAGUAAUAAAAACAAUUUUUUCUUGAAUAAUUAUUUGUGUUUGAAUGAUACCUUGUAUUAAUAAUAUACAAUUUAUUUUU